AUGCUUCGAAAGGAUAAUGAAGCCUUAGGAAACACCUUGGUUACCUUCACCAACAAAAAUAACAACAGCUUACAGAUAAAUUCUUGGCUUGACAUGAGAAGUUUGUGGCAUGGGAGUAAAAUUGACAUGAGUUUAGCACUGAAGAGAAAGUGGGAGAGGAAGCUUGCACUCUGGAUGUGGUUGUUUUUAGCUAGUAAUGAAGUAGUGGGUGUGCUGGGUAGUUUCCGGCAGCUCGAUGAAAACUCUGUCAAACUUUGGAAAAGUUUACCCAAAAGGAAAAUGGGGAGAAAUGGAAGGAUGAGGCUCGAAAUUGUAGAUGAUGAAGUAGUGGGUGUGCUGGGUAGUUUACGGCAGCUCAACGAAAACGCUGUCAAACUUUGGAAAAGUUUACCGAAAGGGAAAAUGGGGAGAGAUGGAAGGAUGAGGCUUGAAAUUGCAGAGUUUCAGGGAUGA
Molecule: messenger RNA, 453 nt
Organism: Prunus armeniaca (apricot)
Lineage: Eukaryota; Viridiplantae; Streptophyta; Magnoliopsida; Rosales; Rosaceae
Source: the annotation of a GenBank genome assembly